Molecule: messenger RNA, 2263 nt
Organism: Microbotryum saponariae
Lineage: Eukaryota; Fungi; Basidiomycota; Microbotryomycetes; Microbotryales; Microbotryaceae
Source: the annotation of a GenBank genome assembly
AUGCCGUCUUCAGCAGCCAAGCAAUGGGUUGUGUGCGACGACGAGCUCGACGAAGCGACCGCUCAGAAGCAGCACGUCGACGCCGACGCCCUGCAUCGGUUAAAGCACUCCGCCGACGGGCACCACAUCCUCAUCCCUCAACCGGACGACAACCCUCGCAACCCGUUGAACUGGUCCGAAGGCAAGAAAUGGGCCACGCUCAUCGCCAUCUCCUUUGCCGCGUCCUUGCCCGAUUACGUACGUUCGUGCUUCCCUUUACUCCUGGUGAACCCAAGACUUGACUAGAGGCGCUCGGACUGGCUGCGCGCGGCGGCCUCGUUCGCCGACGGUCGUCGCUUUCGCGCGUGACGAAAUCCAUGACGGGAGUCGAGCCACGGCCGGCCGAUACCUCCGCUCUGCGUUGGAUUCUCAGCGACUCAACAGCCCAGGACCAUGCAUGUACCUGCAAUUCAUGCUGACGUGUUCUUCGUUUUCUACUGCAGGGAUCCGCAACGGGUUAGUGGUGCCUCCCUCCCUUCGUGGGCGCUCGGCCCAACUCCGCGAACCCGAAAGAAACCGGCCUGCCUCCUGUCUCGGGUGAACAUCACUGACCGAGGCCGCAUUCCUUUCUCUUUCUCUCAGGUGCGACAACUCUGAUCCCCCAGGGUAUCGAUUGGGACCUUUCGCCCAACUAUGUCAACCAUUCGCAAGCCGGUAACGUGAGUCCUCAGAGCCGAGCAGCGCAGUUUGCUGCGCCAGCUCCGGUGUCAGGCGAAGUUCCGUUUCAUCGAGACUGACCGGCUAUAUCCGCGUCAUUCUGGCUCCCUCAGGUCUUCAUGUUGGGUGCCGGAGGUAUCUUUGCCGUCGCCUUGUCGAACGUCUACGGCCGCUUGCCCGUCGCAUUCUGGAUGUUGGCCCUCUCGGUCGUCUUCGCCGUGCUCUGUGCCGCCGCCCCAAAUUUCAACACCUUCUUCGCCGCCCGUAUCUUGCAAGGCUUCUUUUCCGCCCCUUGCCAGGCCACCGGUCUGAUUAUCGUUAGGGAUAUCUACUUCUUCCAUUCCCAAGUCAGAAAGGUCAAUAUUUGGUCCGGUGAGUCGUGGUUCGGUUUUCGCCCAGGUUGAGAAGUCGAACUACUGGACUGACGCAUGUCCUUAUACGAAUCGAAUCAGGUUUCUUGAUUCUUUCGCCAUACGUCGGUCCAAUCAUCUCGGCCGCGAUCCUGUCCUCGAAUUCCAAGAACAUCAAGCUCUGGCACUGGUCCUUCGGGUCGUACUCGAUGUUGUGCGCCUUGGCUUUCCUCGGCGUCGUCCUCUUCGUUGACGAGACAUGGUACAACCGCGACAUCCCCGAACGGAAUCAACCCCCCACCGGCGGACGACUCGCGAGGAUGACGGGUAUCGGGCGACCCAAGGGCUCGUCGACGAGGUAUACGCUUUACGAGGCUUGGUACCGUAUGUUCGUGUCUUUAAUCAAGCCCCCUGUCUUGGCCAUCUGCAUUUCGUUCGGUCUUAACUUUGCUUGGUGAGUUCGAGGCGCUAGGCGAUCUGAACGGCUCGGAACCCUCUCAGCUGACUUCAUCCCCCCUCUUCUCUCUAAACCCAGGGUUGUCGGUAUCAAUACCACUUUGCCCAUCUUCCUCGUCCCCCUGUACGACUUCGGCGACAAGCAAAUCGCUCUCUUUUACUUCACCCCCGUCGUCGCUACGAUCCUCGGUGAAGGGGCCGCGCACGUCAUCAACCCCCGUAUCCAGGAAUGGACCCUGAAACGGAACCACGGUGUCUGGAAGCCCGAGAACCGUCUGAUCGUCAACCUCAUCGCGUUCCCUUUCUGCCUCUUGGGUCUCAUCCUGAUCGGCUUCGCGUUCGAACACCGUUACCACUUCAUGCUCAUCAGUUUCGCAUGGGGCGUCUACGUCUUUUCCAUUAUGCUCUCCACCGCUGGUUACUACCAAUACCUUCUCGAUAUCUACCCUACCGAGUCCGGUGAACUUUCAGCUUGGAUCAACUUCUUCCGUGUGCUCGGGGGUUUCACCGUCUCGUACACGAUCGUCGACUUUGUCAAUUCCAAAGGAGCCAUCAAGGCGUUCAGUAUCUUUGCCGGUCUUUCGACGAUCGCUUCGCUCAUAGUUCCGGCGUUGAUGUACUGGGGUCCUGCGUUGAGGGAGGCUUACCCUUCGGUCGGGUUGGCGAUUCCGUCCAAGACGGCCAGUUUCGUUCCGUCCUCGGCUUCGGGGGAGAAGGACACGAGCAGCAUGGAGAAGCCCGAGGUGCACCAGAUCGCUUGA